This is a messenger RNA of Staurois parvus, 585 nucleotides long. Lineage: Eukaryota; Metazoa; Chordata; Amphibia; Anura; Ranidae. The record is from the annotation of a GenBank genome assembly.
AUGUACACAGAGAAGAUGGGCACGGAGAGGAAGGACUCCGCCGGGCUCCAGCCUGGACACAACUGCUUCUAUUACUUCGCCUAUGGCAGCAAUUUACUGAAAGAGAGGAUCCUGCUGGACAAUCCUUCCGCUUCAUUCCACAGCAUUGCUCUGCUCAAGGACUUCAGGCUUGCAUUUGGGAGCCACAAAGGCAAUCGGAACAAAAGGUGGCAUGGAGGAGUGGCUACAGUGGUGGACAGCCAAGGGGAUGAGGUCUGGGGAGUCGUCUGGAAGAUGGACAUCUCCUGCUUGGACUCUUUAGACAUCCAGGAGGGGGUUGCUGGGGGUAUAUAUCAACCAAUAGAGAUCAAUGUCCAGACACCAGAAGGAGAGCUGGUUUGCCGAUGUUAUCAGAUGAAUCAGUGUGUGUAUGGGCUGACAUCCCCUCAGUACAAGCAGGUCAUGUGCAUGGGAGCAAAGCAGAAUGACUUACCACUUCAAUAUCAGAAGAUGUUAAGAGAGUUGGAAACCAAUAAUUACUCAGGUCCAAUGGCCAUCAUGGACAGACUGAAAGAUGCAUUACAAAGAGUACAAGAUGAUGGAUGA